CUCAGCAUCUCCACUCUCACAAUGCGUGAAUCCACUGGUCUGAUACUCCACAGAGGCAGCAUCCACUAAGCCACUUGUGGGAAGGACUUGAGUCACAGAUCCUGCAAGAGUAGAGCAACAGUGAUUUGGACCAGAGCCACAGCAGGGAUGAAUCUGUCUGAUGAGUCCUCCUACCAAGCGGAGGCGCUGCUGGGUAACUUCACCAGGGCUAACUCCUACUUUCACCUGAACUACACCCUGCCCCUUCCAAUGCAACCAGACAAGACCAGCACUUUCAAACCUGCAGCAUGUGAGCAGGUCCACAUUGCUGUAGAGGUCUUUCUGAUCCUGGGUAUCAUUUCCCUGAUGGAGAACAUCCUGGUCAUCACAGCCAUAGUCAAGAACAAGAACCUCCACUCACCUAUGUAUUUCUUCGUCUGCAGUCUGGCAGUAGCAGACAUGCUGGUUAGUGUGUCCAACGCCUCGGAGACCAUCAUCAUUUACCUCCUCAACAACAGACAGCUGGUGGUGGAGGAUCACUUCAUCCGGCAAAUGGACAAUGUAUUUGACUCCAUGAUUUGCAUCUCUGUUGUGGCGUCAAUGUGUAGCCUGCUGGCCAUCGCUGUGGACAGGUAAUGAUGGAGGGAGGUUUGUAUGUAUACAAGC
Molecule: messenger RNA, 645 nt
Organism: Sander lucioperca (pikeperch)
Lineage: Eukaryota; Metazoa; Chordata; Actinopteri; Perciformes; Percidae
Product: melanocortin receptor 5-like
Exons: 4
Coding region: 148-615 (155 amino acids)
Biological process (GO): G protein-coupled receptor signaling pathway
Cellular component (GO): membrane
Molecular function (GO): melanocortin receptor activity
Source: RefSeq, a predicted model, not a curated record